This is a messenger RNA of Prunus avium (sweet cherry), 912 nucleotides long. Lineage: Eukaryota; Viridiplantae; Streptophyta; Magnoliopsida; Rosales; Rosaceae. The record is from RefSeq and is a predicted model, not a curated record.
GAAAGAGGGAGAUGGAAGAAAUACGACAGGUUGCUUUAGCUUAUUACCACAAUUUCUCUGAAGAUGAAAGAUUUAAGGCAUACCGAGCUUUUAGGGAAAUGGAUUCAAAUGGUGAUGGGACAAUAACCAUCGACGAGUACGAGGAGAAUUUCGGCACCGACCACCGGGGCAGGUUCCGGGAGGUGGACACGAACGGAGAUGGGCAAGCUGGACUUUGAGGAAUUUAUCACUCUAUACUAUCUUGUCAACUCUGGGAUGGUUCUGUGUGAUGGCCAUGGAUGCAAAGUCAACUUCCUCAAGGGACUGUAUUUUACUUGCGUUGACUGCUUCAACUAUAGCAAAACCAACACUUUCGAUCUCUGCACCUCCUGCUACCGAUAUAGAAACUUCCUUCAUAACCACACCAACUUUUUGGAUAACCAUGUCUUAAUGCGUUGCAAGGCUGCAUACCUACAAGAUCAGCCAAGCUCGUCUGAUGAUCAAGCUGAUGAAUCUGAGUCUGAUGAAGAACCAAGCUCUCCUGAGCCUUAUGCAGUUAAAAGAUCUGUGUCUAAAAGACCAAGCUCGUCUGAUGAUCAAGCUGAUGAAUCUGAGUCUGAUGAUCAAGCUGAUGAAUCUGAGUCUGAUGAACCAAGCUCUCCUGAGCCUUAUGCAGUUAGAAGAUCUGUGUCUAAAAGACCAAGCUCGUCUGAUGAUCAAGCUGAUGAAUCUGAGUCUGAUGAUCAAGCUGAUGAAUCUGAGUCUGAUGAACCAAGCUCUCCUGAGCCUUAUGCAGUUAGAAGAUCUGUGUCUAAAAGAAAGGUCGCAAUGAAAGUAAUUCGAGGAUUGAAUACUGGUGUGACCGUUGGACAAUUUGUUGUUGGUGCCGCUGGUCUGUGCAGCAUUAUGUGAUUGAUGGCAGCUUCAUCUUUC